Molecule: messenger RNA, 2520 nt
Organism: Knipowitschia caucasica
Lineage: Eukaryota; Metazoa; Chordata; Actinopteri; Gobiiformes; Gobiidae
Source: the annotation of a GenBank genome assembly
AUGCUCCAGCAGCAGUGGGGUCAUGCUCCUGCAGCAGUGAGGUCAUGCUCCUGCAGCAGUGAGGUCAUGCUCCUGCAGCAGUGGGGUCAUGCUCCUGCAGCAGUGGGGUCAUGCUCCUGCAGCAGUGAGGUCAUGCUCCUGCAGCACAGUGGGGUCAUGCUCCAGCAGCAGUGGGGUCAUGCUCCAGCAGCAGUGGGGUCAUGCUCCUGCAGCAGUGAGGUCAUGCUCCUGCAGCAGUGGGGUCAUGCUUCUACAGCAGUGGGGGGCCGGUUGUUGGUCGGGACGUUUGUGGCGCUCGUCUUCAACCUCCUGACGCUGCUCUCAGUCCGGAACAAACCCUUCUCUUACGUCUCUGAAGCGGCCAGCAGCAGUUGGCUCCAGGAGCACGUGGCUGACCUGAGCAGAAGUUUGUGCGGCAUCAUCCCAGGUCUGAGCAGUGUGUUGCUGCCUCGCAUGAAUCCGUUUGUGUUGAUCAACAUGGCAGGAGCUCUGUCCCUCUGCAUCACCUACAUGCUCAUCGAGAUCAAGGAACAGGACGAGACUAAAGCCAGACUCACAGGGAACAGGACGAGACUAAAGCCAGACUCACAGGGACCAGGAAGAGUUCACAGGCAGACUCACAGGGACCAGGACGAGACUACAGCCAGAAUCACAGGGACAGGACCAGGACGAGACUACAGCCAGACUCACAGCGACAGGACCAGGAAGAGUCCACAGCCAGACUCACAGGGACCAGGCAGAGUCUACAGCCAGACUCACAGGGACCAGGACGAGACUACAGCCAGACUCACAGGGACCAGGACGAGACUACAGCCAGACUCACAGGGACAGGACCAGGAAGAGUCCACAGCCAGACUCACAGGGACUAGGAAGAGUCCACAGCCAGACUCACAGGGACUAGGAAGAGUCCACAGCCAGACUCACAGGGACCAGGACGAGACUACAGCCAGACUCACAGGGACCAGGACGAGACUACAGCCAGACUCACAGGGACCAGGACGAGACUACAGCCAGACUCACAGGGAACAGGACGAGACUAAAGCCAGACUCACAGGGAAUAGGACGAGACUACAACCAGACUCACAGGGACCAGGAAGAGACGAGACUACAGCCAGACUCACAGCAACAGGACCAGGAAGAGUCCACAGCCAGACUCACAGGGACCAGGCAGAGUCCACAGCCAGACUCACAGGGACCAGGCAGAGUCCACAGCCAGACUCACAGGGACCAGGCAGAGUCCACAGCCAGACUCACAGGGACCAGGCAGAGUCCACAGCCAGACUCACAGGGACCAGGCAGAGUCCACAGCCAGACUCACAGGGACCAGGCAGAGUCCACAGCCAGACUCACAGGGACCAGGCAGAGUCCACAGCCAGACUCACAGGGACCAGGCAGAGUCCACAGCCAGACUCACAGGGACCAGGCAGAGUCCACAGCCAGACUCACAGGGACCAGGACGAGACUACAGCCAGACUCACAGGGACAGGACCAGGAAGAGUCCACAGCCAGACUCACAGGGACCAGGACGAGACUACAGCCAGACUCACAGGGACCAGGACGAGAUUAAAGCCAGACUCACAGGGACAGGACCAGGACGAGACUAUAGCCAGACUCACAGGGACAGGACCAGGACGAGACUACAGCCAGACUCACAGGGACCAGACUCAUAGGGACCAGGACGAGACUACAGCCAGACUCACAGGGAACAGGACGAGACUAAAGCCAGACUCACAGGGACCAGGACGAGACUACAGCCAGACUCACAGGGACCAGACUCACAGGGACCAGGACGAGACUACAGCCAGACUCACAGGGACCAGGACGAGACUACAGCCAGACUCACAGGGACCAGGACGAGACUACAGCCAGACUCACAGGGACCAGGACGAGACUACAGCCAGACUCACAGGGACCAGGACGAGACUACAGCCAGACUCACAGGGACCAGGACGAGACUACAGCCAGACUCACAGGGACCAGGACGAGACUACAGCCAGACUCACAGGGACCAGGACGAGACUACAGCCAGACUCACAGGGACCAGGACGAGACUACAGCCAGACUCACAGGGACCAGGACGAGACUACAGCCAGAAUCACAGGGACAGGACCAGGACGAGACUAUAGCCAGACUCACAGGGACAGGACCAGGACGAGACUACAGCCAGACUCACAGGGACCAGGACGAGACUACAGCCAGACUCACAGGGACCAGGACGAGACUACAGCCAGACUCACAGGGACCAGGACGAGACUACAGCCAGACUCACAGGGACCAGGACGAGACUACAGCCAGACUCACAGGGACCAGGACGAGGCUACAGCCAGACUCACAGGGACCAGGACGAGACUACAGCCAGACUCACAGGGACCAGGACGAGACUACAGCCAGACUCACAAGGACCAGGACGAGACUACAGCCAGACUCACAGGGACCAGGACGAGACUAAAGCCAGACUCACAGGGACCAGGACGAGACUACAGCCAGAAUCACAGGGACAGGACCAGGACGAGACUAUAG